AUGGACACCACUUUGACAGCAGCCGUCCUCCUCCUCGGACUUCCGCCGGGAAUCCUUUGCGGUAUCGACCUCCUCUCCUUCACCACCACCGCCCAGUUUCGAGGCUUAAAAGAUUUGCCCCUAGGAUGGCAUUUUGUCUUCACUAGCGAAACAACAUCUCUCUCCGUCCGCGAUGGCUUCUGGUUCCAUGUCCCUACUGCAGUCACAGGUUCCAUCCCUCUGAUCGUCCGCAAAUGGGACACUUCCGGCGGCUCGCUACUUCCCUCAGACCCUGAUAGCUUCCGUGUCCGCCUGCCUCUUCUAUGGGAGAGGAACCUUUCGCCUUAUCGACAGUCCGCUGACAAAGAAACGAAGGCUGAAACGGGGGACUGGGCGAGUUUGACGGAGCAUGUGAGCCCGAGGUUGCUAGGACAUCUUACGCAAAAUGAAGACUGGAAGAUCACGACGGCCAGCUGUGCGAAGGAAGACAGGGAUGAGAUACCUGGCCUCACUGCUGAGGAUUUUGGAGACGAAGAGAGGGAGUUGGGUAUGUUGGGUAUUGAUCUCAAACGGACGUGGAGGAAGGGCGCAAUAGGAAGAGAAAGGACAGAGGCCGCUCUAGAUUCAAGCUGGGCAUUAAAUGAUGUUGUGGAGCGAUGGCAACCCCGGAACCAGAAAGACAAGGGGGAGUGGGGCAGUGUGGUGCUUGGGCAGAUGGAAGCCUGCUUCCUGAUGGUGUUGACGGUAGCAAAUUACUCCUGCCUGGAAGAGUGGAAGCGCUGCGUCGGGCUGGUCUUGACGUGCAAACGGGCCGUAAGGGAAAAGGAGGAGUGGUUUGGAACGUUUUUGGUGCUGUUGAGGAGGCAGAUGGAGAGGUGCGAGGAUGUUGAGGGAGGCUUGUUUGAUUUGAGGGACGAAGGAGGAGCGUAUCUGAAGAGUCUUCUGAAAGGGUUUAAGAUGACGCUGGGAAAGGUGUUUGAAGACGCAGAGGGAGAGCAAGUAAGGAAGGAAAUGGAGGAGCUAGAGACUUUUAUGAAGAGCGAGUAUGGGUGGGAACUAGGGGAUGAGUUUGUUAGGAGAGGCAUGUUGGAAUUGGAGGAUGGGGAGCAGGUCGAGAUGGAGAUGGAGGAGAUGGAUGGAGAGGAUGAGAGGGGCGAAUAUGCUCCCGUUGUAGUUGAUCUAGCCGAUCCCUGA
Letharia columbiana is the source of this 1173-nucleotide messenger RNA. RefSeq lists its product as uncharacterized. NCBI's taxonomy places the organism in Eukaryota, Fungi, Ascomycota, Lecanoromycetes, Lecanorales, Parmeliaceae. Bases 1 to 1173 code for a protein of 390 amino acids. Gene Ontology annotation, biological process: spliceosomal tri-snRNP complex assembly. The transcript has 3 exons. The record is from RefSeq and is a predicted model, not a curated record.